UCUGCAAAACGUACAAAAAUUAAAAAAAAAAUUUAAAAGUAAAAAGUGGUGAACCGUUAAAACAUUAAACGAAAUUCAAAAUGUUGAAAUUUAUAUUGGUCGCUUGUCUUUUAGUACAAAUCGCCGUUGCGGCGCCACUUACCCAAGCGGAAGCCGAUGAGAAGGCCGAAUUGGAACGCAUCCAAAACGAAAGCGCACAAUAUUCGUAUGGCUCAAAUGUUGAGGACAAUAUCAAUGAUGGUGCUAUACAACGCGAGGAGACCCGUGAUGGUACUAAGGUCAAGGGCAUGUACUCCUACCGCGAUGGCUAUGUCAUGCGUACCGUGCACUACGAAGCCGAUGAAAACGGUUACCGUGUGGUGAAGGAAGAUACACAGGAGAUCGGCGAUGGACCACAAUUCGAUGAAAAUGGUGAGGCUACCGUUGAGGGCUCCCUGAUACCCAAAUACUCCAUUCGUUUGGAUAAAACCGAUAACGAGAAACACUACAAGGAUGCGCGAUUCAGUUAAAUUUCUCUGCCGCUCUACUUCGCCCUCUCGCGCUCUCUACAUACAUACUAUGUAAGCUUUAUAAGCAUAAUUGAGUUAAGGAAACAGACUGAAAUAAUCUUUUGAAUUGUUAAACAAAAACAACAUGAGUUUUUUUUUUUAAUUAAUACACAACUUGAAUUUAAUGUGAUUUCAUCACAGAGAAAAAUCAAAUAAAAUGAAAUGAAAACACACAUUUUUUUAUAU
Ceratitis capitata (Mediterranean fruit fly) is the source of this 734-nucleotide messenger RNA. It is a transcript of the gene Cpr51A, whose product is annotated as larval cuticle protein A3A. The coding region runs from base 81 to 509 and encodes 142 amino acids. The transcript is spliced from 3 exons. Gene Ontology annotation, cellular component: chitin-based extracellular matrix. The record is from RefSeq and is a predicted model, not a curated record. Gene Ontology annotation, molecular function: structural constituent of chitin-based larval cuticle. NCBI's taxonomy places the organism in Eukaryota, Metazoa, Arthropoda, Insecta, Diptera, Tephritidae.